AUGUGUGAAAGGCUUGGGAGAUGUCUGGAGUUCAAGACCGACUACAAUACCCACAGCACUGUCCCUCUUCAAGUGGAAACCAGAAAGAAUAAGGUUCAGCUGGGAGUGCAGCAGAUGAUUCAGAGCAGACAGCAGAAAGUUAUUGAGAUCAGAAAUACACUACAAUCUAGCAGAAUAAAUGCAGAGCAAGAGGUAGAGAACAGUUGUCAGAUCUUUAGAGCUUUAAUACGCUCCAUUGAAAGAAGCCAGGCUGAGCUCAUUGAGGUGAUUUUGGAAAAGCAAAAGGAAGCCGAAAGGCUGGCUGAAAGGCUCAUUACAGGGCUGGAGCAGGAAAUCACUGACCUAAAACUCCUCCAGAGCUCACCAUCCCUGUGCACCUCUCCACCCACCAAGGACUGGUCUGAGAUCAGGUUUCAGAGUGUUGAGUAUGUCGGGACGGUGAGGAAAGCUGUGAAGAGAGCUGGCUCUCAGUUCGAAGACACACUGAAGAGUGAAUUGAAGAGGUUGUGUGAGGCUGAGCUCAAGGUUAUUCAGCAGUGGUCAGUGGAUGUAACUCUGGACCCUGAUACAGCUCAUCCCAAUCUCACUCUCUCUGAAGAUGUGAAACAACUUAGACAUCCCGGUAGACGACAAAACUACCCUGGCAAUCCAGAGAGGUUCUUCUACAUUGCCAGCAUCCUGGGAAAGGAGGGCUUCUCCUCAGGGAGAUUCUACUAUGAGGUGCAGGUGAAGGGAAAUACUCUCUGGAGUGUAGGAGUGGCCAGAGAGUCCAUUAACAGAAAGAUUCAUGCAGCAAAGCCUGAGAAUGGACUCUGGACUAUCCAGCUGGGGAAAGGGAACAUCUACAAGGCCUGCACCACUGACCCUACCCCCCUCUCCCUGAGUGAGAAGCCCCAGAAGGUGGGGGUCUAUGUGGACUAUGAAGACGGUGAGGUCUCCUUGUACAAUGCCCAGGCCAGGUCUCAUAUCUACUCAUUCACUGAUUGUUCCUUCACUGAGAAACUUUACCCAUACUUCAACCUUGGUGUUUGUGGCAUUGACAAAAUGUCAGCACCUUUGAUCAUCUCUCAUGUGAGCAAAUCAGAUUGA
Messenger RNA from Coregonus clupeaformis (lake whitefish), 1089 nucleotides. RefSeq names its product E3 ubiquitin-protein ligase TRIM39-like. The transcript has a single exon. Lineage: Eukaryota; Metazoa; Chordata; Actinopteri; Salmoniformes; Salmonidae. Gene Ontology annotation, molecular function: protein binding. Bases 1 to 1089 code for a protein of 362 amino acids. The record is from RefSeq and is a predicted model, not a curated record.